AUGUCGCGACCACAGAGCAUGCCUGACUUCGCCGCGCUCAUGGAGUCUUCCAUGUCGCAGACCGUCUUUGAGUCGUCUAGUUCGAACAUAGAGAAGCGCAUACACAGCCGAAGACAGACUUCACCCGAACGAAAGCCCCAGCAUAUGCGCAAGAAGCCCAGUAUCUCGCUGGCUGCUGGACUCAUGAUGAACACCGACACCCCGCCAGCCACUGGAUCACUUUCGCCGCGCAAACGAAGCCAGAGCCGACCCGCCCAGGAUAAGAAGGUUGAAAUGGAAGAGGGUGGGAACCUGUUUUACGCCUAUGCGCUGAGAAGCGACUAUCCUGCAUCUCCCCCGUACAUACUCACAUUCGCCUCGGCCGCAGUCUGUUCGCAAUGGUGGAACCUCGUUCAGCAGGAAUACACCUCGUCGUCGCGUCCAAGCCCGCAAUAUUUCGUCGUCAGGAGCGAGGACAUGGAACUCAUUAUGGAGGACCCCAAGUUCUCCGACAUCCACAACAAGUGGUUCUACACAUGCCAGGAUAGCCCGACCUGCCCGCCAAUAGUUCUGCCCCUGCAGCAUGCAAACGGUGUUCCCGCCGUUGCGCCUCCACAAUCAGCUGAAGAGAAAAUGAGCACACCGGCUCUCGACAGCUUGGCGGAAAGCUUGACCCGACUGGCACACGUAGUGGAAAGCAAUGCAGAGCAGGUUCACGCGCUAUCGGUUGCGCAAUCGACAGGCUUACAGGCGAUGCAAGAGAUCAAUGAGUCGAACAGCAUUCAGAUCAAGGCCAUUUCCGAGUCCCAGAUUAAGCUACAAGCGCUAGUCGACCAGAACGCAUCGCACUACAUCGCCCUAUCUAACACAUCGUUCCAGUCGCACGAGCAGAGCAGACUAGCGCAGGAACAGACUCGAAAAUCACAAGAGCAAACACGCAAAUCUCAAGAACAGACUAAAGACAUACUCAAGACCACCGUAUCUCAACUCCAGACUCUGUCCAAGAACCAAGUCGAGCUUUCACAAACAUGUCAAGGCAUGAUGCGUAGCAUUGAGACCCUUGGCGACUCCGUCACUCAGUUCACUUCAAACGUCAUCUCAGACACUGCGAGCAACCAGUCACUCUCCACCACUUCAUUCAACGCCCUCGCAACUCGCAUCAGCCCGCCACCGCGCAAGCUGAACAGACGAGUAAAGGGUGUUUGGUACGAGUACGACAAUGUGGGUUCGCCCGACGGCACACCAAGGAAGAGAAUCGAUUCAGUCAGCGUAGAUACCCCGCCGAAGAGCCCGGUCAUCUUCAAGCAUGUCUGA
Alternaria postmessia is the source of this 1293-nucleotide messenger RNA. RefSeq lists its product as uncharacterized. NCBI's taxonomy places the organism in Eukaryota, Fungi, Ascomycota, Dothideomycetes, Pleosporales, Pleosporaceae. Bases 1 to 1293 code for a protein of 430 amino acids. The record is from RefSeq and is a predicted model, not a curated record. The transcript is spliced from 2 exons.